AUCGAGUGUCUCCACUUCCCAUACAGCAGUGUCGUGCUUCUGUUGCGCGUCUGUCACACUACAAUCAAUUUGACAAUCCGGGAGUUUUUGGUGCUUCUCCUGCCCCGCAAUAUGCCCCAAGAAUUGCUGAAUCAAUUGGAGAAAUUCUCCGCAAUCUGCCAUGCAAUUCACACUGAUCCUGUUGCAUGUGACCUCAAAGUGUCCUUCUUCUGUGUUGCUGCUGCAUGGAAUUACCGUCAGGGUGAAAGCGUCAAGCCGAGUCCAUCGAAAUUCUCCAAACUUGAUGAUGUGGACAUGGAGGGACUAAUUGGGGUACUCAAGAAAAUCCCUCCACUCACGGAAGUGGCGAACAAUGAACCAGAAAUGGACGUUGUGGACUUCCUCCAUUGGCUCCUUGUGCAGCAGAUGCAGCCACAGGUUGUGCGGGUUAAUCCCAGCGAUGUGAGGGAUGUUCUGGAGAAAUUCAACUGGGAUAAACGAGAAAUUCGUCCAACGCACAUCUUUCGCAUUGCACAUGCUGCCGGAAGUGCUGCUGAGAUGAAAUUCCGCGAGUUUGCUGAGCAUUUUCCCACACAGUGGGCCUUCCACGGGUCUAGGGUUCACAACUUCCAUUCAAUUUUGCAUUUUGGCCUGGCACAGCAUCUCAAUAAGCGCUCAGCCUUCGGGGAGGGUAUCUACCUGUCAACAGAUCUCUCCGUGUCACUCACAUAUAGCCCCCUAGAGCCAACGUGGACACAUUCUCAGCUUGGGCAGAGAUUCUCCUGUGUGGCACUUUGUGAGUAUAUUGAGCAUCCGGAUCACUUUAAGUGCCACUCAACGUCAAGGAAGUCCGAAAUACCCAAAAAUUUCAUUGUGGUAACCAACAAUGAGACAAUCCGUGUGCGAUACUUGCUGCUUUACGCCAAGGCAUCCCCAAGGAGGCAGCCCAAUCGUGGACCUAUCGAGGAAUGGAUGGUGCAGAAUAAAGCAACGCUCCUGAUCAUCAGCUAUGCCUUCAUUCUCCUUGCUGUCAAUCUUUGUUCUUCCAGCAAUUCUUGGUGGGCUGACAUCCGGAACAUUGCCGGGAAAUUCUUUCCUAAUCUAUUCAAUUCAUAAUUUUUUUUGUAGAGAAAUAAAAGCAGGCUGUGAACAAAAGAAAA
Messenger RNA from Lutzomyia longipalpis, 1139 nucleotides. RefSeq names its product protein mono-ADP-ribosyltransferase PARP16 (gene Parp16). Gene Ontology annotation, cellular component: endoplasmic reticulum tubular network; membrane; nuclear envelope. Gene Ontology annotation, molecular function: protein serine/threonine kinase activator activity; NAD+ poly-ADP-ribosyltransferase activity; kinase binding. The record is from RefSeq and is a predicted model, not a curated record. Lineage: Eukaryota; Metazoa; Arthropoda; Insecta; Diptera; Psychodidae. The coding region runs from base 112 to 1095 and encodes 327 amino acids. Gene Ontology annotation, biological process: endoplasmic reticulum unfolded protein response. The transcript has a single exon.